AUUUUUCCCGUGAUCAUGCCAUGCGAUGAUUGCAUGCGAAGUUCAUGUCCGUAUUCUCAAUUUCAGACAUCGUCAUAGUAAACGAAGACGGCGACUGCACAUCGGACAGGAACCCAUUCCGCUGCGAACUCUGCGACAAAUACUUCACCCGAAAGGAUCACCUCCAGAAGCACACUAAAUCAAACCAUCACCAAUUGCACCAGACAAAACUCAAGUUGCAGGAAAUGGAGCGGUCACUUUCCGAAGCACCGUCGCCGGAUCAUUUUCUCACAAGGCACGAGUCUGAGAGAGCGUACGAGAGCACGUUGCAGCGCCUCCCCGAUGACCGGUUCUCAAGCAAUAGCAGCAGUCCCCGGGAUGCAUUCACGUACACCUUGGUGAGGGAGAACAGCGAACCGAAAGAUAUGAGAGUUCGAGAUACCGGCUCAGACAGAGACGCUAAAGAAAGCCUAGAUCUCCAGUCGAACAUAGAGAGGAUGAUCCCCGGGUCUGUCUACAAUACGGUCGAGCGAGACCACCAGCGCCCUGAACGUGAAUGCCAGCGGCCUGAACGUGAUUACCAGCGCCUUGAUCGCGACUACCAAGGCCCAGAACUUAACUACCACCAUCCGGCAAAUGACAAAGACUACCAGCAAACUAGCAUAGAUGAUAGAGACUUCCAGCGUCUUGGUAACAACGGCCACUACCAUCUGGGGGUAACUGAGCGCGACUACAACAAUCCCGAGCGAAACUUCCAGCGGCCCGAACGGGAGUUUUCCAGGCAAGAGAUGACCAUCGCCGAGACAGAGGUCUUGAAACAGCCUCCUUCCAACGUCUCUAUCAAGCAAGAGGUGGAUGAUGAUGACAGAAGUUCUGCCAAAACCAUGUCAUCUCCAGCCCACUCUCCAGUGCCAACGACCCCGCAUAACCACUACACGAAGAUCUCCGGGGUGCCCUGCCCUGCCACGCCAACGAGAUACACAGCGCCGGUGCACAUAGAUGUUGGAGGCGUCAUCUACACAUCUUCACUUGAAACGUUAACAAAAUUCCCAGACUCCCGCCUCGGCAGGAUGUUCAAUGGCAGCAUUCCAAUCGUUCUGGACAGUCUCAAGCAACACUAUUUCAUAGACCGUGACGGGAAAAUGUUCAGAUACAUACUGAAUUAUCUGCGUUCUUCAAGACUACUCCUGCCUGACACAUUCAAUGAGUUUGAGGCCUUGUACGACGAGGCCAAAUACUACGACCUAGCUGGUCUGGUAAGGGAGAUAGAGAUAACGCGUGACCAAAGGAGAGCUUACAAGAUGGUGAAAGCGGGCAGUCCCGUUCAUCACCCCGUCACCGGAAAUAAUGGAACUACGAUAAAAGUAGAACCUAAUUCGGAAGAACAUUGUGAGUGCGUUGCCGUUCACGUAAGCCCUGAUCUGGGCGAAAGAAUAUGUCUUACUGCAGAUCGUGCGCUAGUUGAGGAGGUAUUCCCAGAGCUAAACGCAGCACUGAUGGACUCGCGAUGUUCCGGAUUCAACAUGGACAAUCGCUACGUCAUCAGAUUUCCGGUGAAUGGCUACUGUAAACUCAAUUCACUGCAGGUUUUGCAAAGACUAAUGUGCCAAGGAUUCCAGCUCGUCGGAGCUGUAGGGGGUGGUGUGGAAGGGCAGCAGUUCAGUGAAUAUAUCUUGUGCAAGAAGAUUCGAAUACGGUAACAUAAAGGGAGCAUGGCGAUUACUAUUGAUACUUUCAAAGGAGACAAAUACUAAAGACUUGGAUGGACCAUGAUCUGAUGACGUCAUCAAUUCAAACCGGUGGCCAUGUUGGUCUGCGUUUUCUUUGUGUAUGCUGGUCAGCACCGACAUAUACCUGUAUGUUUUGGCCAAGGCUACAGAGUUCUACCAAACGCAAUGAACAAUAACUCGGUAGAAAUCUGAAAACUGAAGAAUGGCGGCUAUAUGAUAUUGAUGACGUUAUUAGAACUGGUGUACAUUUCAUGCACUCGUCUUUUGGGCCGCUGUCAUAACUCGAAUCAAAGUAUUUUGUUGUUUUUAUUAUAAAUGUUUAUGUAUAUAUUUAAACAUUAUAAACUCCAGAUGAUUGGGCAGACACAGAUUGGGGCUGACACAGCCAUGGACCCGUUACGGGAGGCUCUACUCGCUGUGGUUAAAGUUCGCUACAGGCCUUAAACAUGACACUGUAUAAACGUUUUUAUAUAAACGGUCAAAGGGGUAAAUGUGCUGAAAUCAAUUAUGGCCUAUCCCUUGCAUUUAUUUUAACCACCCUAAAUUAGGAACAUUUACAGUUCUAUCUACCAUUGUAUACAGAUAUUGCUUAUGCAAACAGCAGUUACACGUAAAUAUGAAUAGUUUGCAUUUCCAAAAAGAGGACGCCAGCGCAAAAUGUGGGUCACGGCGUACCUUGAGAAAAAGGUGUAUUUAUAACCUUUUUCGAAGAGGGUAAUGUUCCUUCCUCUGACUUCUCUCUGUGGAAAACGCUAGACUAUGGAUUCACCCUAUUCCAUUGAGGUGUGUCCGAACUCCUUGCACAAAACCUUUCUUAAACACUAGAGCUUACCAUGUUAAUUACACCCUACUUGUUUGUUAUAUAUACAAUAUUUUGUGGCCCAUGUCAUCAUUCUAUGUGGUGAUGCAGCUGUUCUCGUCUUCCUUCUGUUCCACUAGAUCCCUUACCCUCGAGUACAUGAUUGCUUUCACAGAAGCAUCGUCCGUGGUGUUGUAUUUAAUUGCAUGACCUCAAUAUUUGCCUAGCACCAUCAGGGACUAACUUUGAGCUACAAUGUACCUUUCACCAACUUUGUAGUCGGUUUUGCCAUUUAAAUGGCUUCCCCAACAACUUGCGUACACCAGUUAUGUAAUGCACUUUGGACAUUGCCUGCUAUGGUCUGUCGAAUCAAUCUGCCCGUAACCCACUUUCACAUAAGUCCAAUGUAAGUUUCAGCUGGUCUCGACACCAAUGACUGUACAAGAAAAAAUCAUAUGCCCUGGCGGCUAGUGUAAUAUGAUAUAUUCCAUUAUUUUCACUGUUUUUGCCAAGAUACGGGCACUGGGUUUACAUAGAAUUACGUAUAACGUUACUAUGGAGGUAUGUUAGAAUAAUGAAUAUAUGGUUUAUGAGGAGCAUUAUAGAAGAAAUGGUUGCCAAGCGCAAACUGAGGUGGAUUUAACAAUGAUUUCUAUACUGCUUUUCGAUGUGUAUCGCUUCUUCAUUAGCUUCACUGGCAGAACCCUACUUGCGCUGACUCGUGGUUGUUUUGUGGAUGUUCUCAGAUAUACAAUGUAAGUUUGGUCAAGAUCUACAGCCCUAUGCUGUGCACUGUUGAGUGAUAAAUGUUGGAAAUUGUACCUCCUUUGGGCAUCUAUUUCAUUACUUGGGCCUACAAUUUGUAUUAAUUGGUUUGAUCAGUGUGUUUUCUUGGUUGCAGUCCAACUCUUCUUUACCCUAUUUCAUUACACACCCUAGAAUAUGACCAAUAGUAUUUCAACACGUAUUUUUCGUCUCCACCACGCCUAACCUUGCAAAUUGUUGUUGUUUACUGAAACAGAUAAGAGAUCAGCGGAUUAUUAUUAGUAUGUAACGGUGCAAGUUUUGAUUAUAGUAUUCUCUUAGUAAACUCUUUGUUUAGAUUUGGGUCAUUAUACAGUGUAUGUGAUACGUUCAGUCUCAAGAUCUUUAUUAACACUGUCACCGCGAUGGCCAUUCGAAUGAAUAUACCUUGUGCUUCGGGCCAAAAUAGACUCCCCGAAUCUUUCUCAAACGUAUUUGACAGGGUGAAAUGCAUUCCUUCCUCCACUUUCGCCAAUCACAAAAGAUCGGGCGGGCCCCCUCUUACCGGAAAUCUAUUCCCCGGGCCCAUCCACUGCGAUCGUAUCGAUUGAUGCACUAGUCCGCGUAAAAUGCAUAGUGGCUCACUCUUUACUCAGUAGGUCAUCCUUGUGCUUUCUUGGUUUUUGGUGGACGAAAUGGCGAGUUUACUCAUACCCCGUAAUAACUGCAGAGACCCUAUAUAAUUUGCUCUCUGUUUUCUCCAGCAGAUUGUGCAAACUUGCCCUCCGAAUCCUAGAUAGAAUGUACACAUGUUCUUCAUUUGCAUCGAAAUGUAAUAGGGGCCUAUUGAGCUGGUAGACACAUUUUUUUAAAGAUCCUCGGAAAACAGCGUCACUCUCGUAGAGACGAGCAAAUAUUUUUCUCUAGAUGUAUUUUCUCUCGAAAUGUCUUCUUUUUAUGAUCACUGCAUUAGUUAUCUUUUGUACAGUGUACAUGUAUGGAGUUGUGUAGUGGUUUCCGUGAAUUAUAAUGGCGGUUCGCUGGCACGAAAAUUGUAGAAGAUCAUACUGAUACUGUUCUUGGUGACCGAUCAAUGACAAAAUUAUUUUAUUCGUAAGCGGUUUCGCUCAUGCAUAAUUACAUGUAAUCAUGGUAAUUACUUUUGCCGUUGUUCAGGGGUUACGGCGUAUUAUGUCAUCACUCCUCACCCCCUUCCAUUUGCCAAAUUAUCUAAACUGCGAAUAUAUACGACAACCAAAAUUAGUUGUGCAUGAGCGAUCGCGUACGAAUGAAAUAAUUUUGUCUUAGAAGCUCUGUACACACUGACAACAUUUUGGGAAACAUGUUGGCCAACAUGUUGUCCAGGUGCGAUGUUAUCGAAAAUUUUGCCCUGUAUACACAUGACAACAUUCGACAACAUGUUGGGCAACUUGUUGUCGAAUGUUUCCGAGAAAUGAGGAUUUUUGAGGGAAUAUUUUUGAGGGAAAUUCAUAAACAAUGGAAGAUUCCAAGAGAAGAAGAUGUAUUGUCGGUGGCUCUGCCAUAAUUUUACGU
Messenger RNA from Lineus longissimus, 4806 nucleotides. RefSeq lists its product as uncharacterized. Gene Ontology annotation, biological process: protein homooligomerization. The transcript has 5 exons. The record is from RefSeq and is a predicted model, not a curated record. Lineage: Eukaryota; Metazoa; Nemertea; Pilidiophora; Heteronemertea; Lineidae. Gene Ontology annotation, molecular function: protein binding. The coding region runs from base 45 to 1679 and encodes 544 amino acids.